GUAGCCUCAGAGGUAAGAGCUAGUGUACUUCUUACCACCACUGCCAGUACCACCACACCAUCACAACACUCUGCUUCUCUCUCUCUCUCUCUCUCUCUCUCUCUUCACUACACUCUCUCCCAUUCUCUACCUUCACUCAUCUCACAACAAAUUCUCUCUCUCUCUCUCUCUCUCUCUCUCUCUCCAUAUAUAUACAUAUAUGUAUAUCUGGCAAUAUCAGAAAAUGAGACAGUAUUUUGUCUCACUUCUCAUGAUCUUGGCAUGGACAAAACUGCCAGACACAACAACUGCAAAUUCAUGGGUUGGAUCAAAGUACCAGAUCGAAUGCACAAUGUGCUCCGCCUGCGACAACCCAUGCAACGACCCUUCUCCGCCGCCUCCCUCUCCUCCUCCACCCUCUCCGCCGCCCUCCACUCCAUCCUCCAACUGUCCUCCGCCACCGUCCCCUCCCGGCUCCGCCACCGUCUACUCCUCUCCACCACCACCCUCUCAGCCCACCUACUCCUACUCCCCUCCUCCUCCGGGCGGCGUUAUUGGUGGCUUGUACCCUCCUCCGCAGUACGGAAACUUCCCGGCGCCGCCGCCUCCGAACCCAAUUGUGCAGUACUUCCCCUUUUACUAUCACAGUCCUCCACCGCCGGCGUUGUCUAGCUCUGUUCGGUUAAGCGGUUGCUCUGUAGUUUAUUACAGCAUUGCUCUGUUUCUUUUGAACUUUUGAAAUUCGAGAAAAGGAAUGAAAAUUUGGAGUGAGAAUAAGGUGGCAGAUUUGCAGAUCUACAAGCUUGCUGGAGAGGGAAGUAGAGGGGUUCUUGAGCAAAAGUGGGAGAGAAACUGGGAAUUUGUUUAAUUUCCGAAAAUGUCCUUCUACAGACCAAGAAUGGUUUGUGUAAUCACUUAUUCACUCAAACUCUCAUAAUGUGAACUUGGUCUGUAAUUUCUUGACAAUUUAUUUUUUAUUUUUAUUUUUUAAGAAAGUUUAUAUUUAUAUGAAAGAAAAUUAGUAAAUUUUUGCUCAAUUGUUAUGAUGGCUCAAUAUCCUUUACAUUUAGAACACCCCCCAUAUAAGUUUUUUCAUUAAUUAGAUGUUUAAUUUGAGUAUUGCAA
Camellia sinensis is the source of this 1104-nucleotide messenger RNA. NCBI's taxonomy places the organism in Eukaryota, Viridiplantae, Streptophyta, Magnoliopsida, Ericales, Theaceae. The record is from RefSeq and is a predicted model, not a curated record.